Messenger RNA from Aphanomyces astaci, 1561 nucleotides. RefSeq lists its product as hypothetical. The coding region runs from base 29 to 1561 and encodes 510 amino acids. The record is from RefSeq and is a predicted model, not a curated record. The transcript is spliced from 2 exons. Lineage: Eukaryota; Oomycota; Saprolegniomycetes; Saprolegniales; Verrucalvaceae. Gene Ontology annotation, biological process: transmembrane transport. Gene Ontology annotation, cellular component: membrane.
GCAACUUGGUCGUCAAGACAGCGCCAACAUGGGCAUACUAACGUUAUCACGAACAUCUAUCACACCGACGGUGAGCAUCAAAAGCUUCACCACGAGGCCGGCAACGUCGUUGGGUCCUACUGCUCCUGCUGAUGGAUGCAAGGUAGUCGAAAUCAAUCAUGCACUCGUGGACCCGACCGACAAAGCAACCACCAUUCACGUAUGGGCCCUUGGCAUUGUAGCCGUGAUUGGUGGGCAGUUUUACGGCUGGAACGUCUCGUUCGGAGCAGGGUUUUUACCGUUUUUCCUCUCAUUCGUGAUGAUGGGGGCAGCGUACAUCAUUUACGUGGCGUGCGUUUCCGAAGUUGGGGGAAAAGUUCCCGGUGGCUCGUACGGGUUGGCUCGAGCAGUGCUGGGGUAUUACCCUGGAUUUCUCCUCAGCAGCCUCGAACUUCUCGAGUACACUUCAUUUGCGUCCGUGUCGGUGUUGUACGUGACCGAGUUUGCGACCACGUUUUUCAACUGGAACGAGGACUACCAACCGAUCUUGUGGCUGCUGUUCUACGCAGUGUUCAUCUUCAUCUUGGAAUCGCGGGGCAAGUACGUGUGGUGGUUUAUGCUCGUGUUCGUUGUGCUGUGCCUCGCGCCCACCGUUUUGUUUGUGUGUGGGUCGCUCUCGUAUGUCAACUUUCAAGCCAACGCCAUCCUUGUGGACGACGCGACCAACGAAACAACGUGGGCCACAGGCGAUAUUUCGUCGGCGUUCUUUGGCAUUUUACCGUCAACGACGGUGGGGUUUGCAGGCGUCGAAAGCCUCACGGUGGUCACUGGGUUUGUCAAAGAUCCAGCAGUAGCCGUGCCCAAGGGGACCGUGGCGGCCGUGUGGACGCUGUUCGUGUCCAACAUAGCACUCAUUCUCGUUCUGGCAUCCCUUCCCCCAGGCCUCGCGACGACUUCCACGGACGAGUACUUUCUCGAUCGUGGAUUGAGUCUAGGACUUGGCAUGUCCUCUGGACUGUCAGAGUGGCUCAUGAUGCCGGCGCAAAUGGGCAUGGCGUUUGGCUUUUUCAUUCCGUACGCUCGACUGACUCAAGCGAUGGCCGAUUCCAACUUGUUGCCAUCAUGCCUGCGACUCAAAGGUCAGCCCAACACGGGACGGGCGAUGAUCGUUGCGUCUGGGUUUGGGUACCUCAUCUGCCUCGUGUCGUUCUACAGCCCCAACCCGUAUGGCCUCGUGGGGGCGUAUUAUGUCUGGGUCGUGUUCUUGUGCCUGUUUGUGUCCAUUGCGGGGGGGUUCCAGGGAGACAGCUGCAUCGCGGUAGCGUCCACGUUUGGCUUUGUCGUAGUGCUUACGCUGUACUACGUGCUGGGGUGUCAAAAGUCGCAAACAGUGUCUAAGGAAGAGUACACGUCUAUUUUCAAGUUCAGCGUGAUGAAAUUCAACAAGAACCGGUCCAAGAAAACCAAAAGGCGAUCGUCUGGCACGAGCCAAGUGUCUCGAACGUCCAUGAUUCACGCGGCCAAGAUUGUCAUUGCCCACAGAAGCAAAUUCGAAUCAUCGACAAAGUCUGGAGGUAGAUAG